Ctenopharyngodon idella (grass carp) is the source of this 966-nucleotide messenger RNA. RefSeq names its product ventral homeobox (gene vox). The coding region runs from base 106 to 831 and encodes 241 amino acids. Lineage: Eukaryota; Metazoa; Chordata; Actinopteri; Cypriniformes; Xenocyprididae. The transcript has 3 exons. The record is from RefSeq and is a predicted model, not a curated record. Gene Ontology annotation, molecular function: DNA binding.
ACGAGCUAUAUAUAUGGAGGCCGCUUCUGGAGGCCUGGCAAACACUCUUGGAUUGUACUCGGAUAGAUUCACUUCCUCUGCUCGGAGAAAAUACAAACAGCAAUCAUGGUGAAGAAGUUUUCUGUGGACUGGCUCGCUCAAAGCUUUCAUGAUUCGGCGCCUCAAGCAGUUCUGGAGCCGGAGAAAAAGACGCACAGGCCUCACGUGCCGUGUGUGGUUCAGCCGAGACCCCCGACGUCUUAUGACAAGGUUUAUUUGCAGCCAAAACCAAAGGUCACCAAAGCUGAACAGAAACCAGAAUCCAACAAAGAAGCCAUAACUCCGGCUGCACCAAGAAAUUGCUCAUCUCCAAGCUUUUCAGAAAACAGCGGUUAUUCAUCCGGUUAUGAGAGUGAAGCGGCCGCGUCUGAAUGCGCGUCAGUCGAAGAUGGAAACGACGUGGAGAAAGAUGGCGCGACGCGCAGAAUCAGAACCAAAUUCACACCGGAACAGAUCGACAAGCUUGAAAAAAUCUUCAACAAGCACAAAUAUCUGGAUGCGGGAGAGAGAGUGAAAACAGCCCUGAAGCUCAAUCUGUCAGAAACACAGGUCAGAACCUGGUUCCAGAACCGCAGGAUGAAGCUGAAGCGCGAGGUGCAGGAGAUGCGCGCGGACUAUCUGCUGCCUCCGAUGGUUCUGCCGCACGUGCACCCGGUUCAGUACCACUGCUACGACAGACAGCGACUUCCGUUUCCUCAAGGCCCUCUGAUGCAUCAGAUCCCGUCGCAGCAGCACAUGAUGCCACAUCUUCCUCAUCAUCACCUCAUGAUGCCAAGGCAACAUUACUACUGAAGACGCGUUUAAAGACUCUUUGCUUUAAAACACUUAAAUCACAUUCUGUGUGCAAUAUCUGUACAGUUUGUAAAAAAAUUAUAGCGAGGUAAAUGUUUAAGUAAAAAGAAGAGUUUAUUUAUGAAAUAAAGUAUG